AGAAUUAAAUUGAAAUUAGGUUGAUAAACAAGUGAAAAUAAACAAGUGAGUUUAAUUUAUUGGACUUAUCAUUUCGUUAUUAUUAAUUCUAUCUUGUAAAAAUUGAUUGCUCCAAAAUUAACAACUAUUAUGUUCUCCAGAAAACUUAUUAAUCCAUUAAAAAAAAUCGAUAUCAAAUUGUUGUCGACAGAUGUCAAUUUAUCUAAUGGAUUAAUAAAUAUGUCAAAAAUGAAAAAAAUUAAAGAAUCUGAUAGAAUGAAAAAAUUUCGUGAAAAGUUAAAAAUAUUUUCUCAGAAUGUAAAUCAAUUUCAAGAUCCUCUUUUAAUUGAAAUUAAUCCAAAAACUGGAGAGUUUCAACCAGAUAGUGAACCAGAACCAACUAAAUGGGGAGAUUGGCAGCAUGGAGGUCGGGUUAGCGAUUUUUAAUUUGAUACUCACUGAAUUAUUCAUAUACCAUCUUCAUUUCGUGAUAUAUAAAUUGUAUAUCCAAAUUACAAAGAAAAUUAACAAUCAGUUGAUUUUUCAAUUGUUCUUUUAAUCUAAAAAAUAAUACCAACUGUCCUUACGCUAUUUUAUAUCUAAAUACUGGCAUUACUAUUCACUUUUCUGUUACUCAAAUAUAUUUUUU
Molecule: messenger RNA, 628 nt
Organism: Chelonus insularis
Lineage: Eukaryota; Metazoa; Arthropoda; Insecta; Hymenoptera; Braconidae
Product: succinate dehydrogenase assembly factor 4, mitochondrial-like
Exons: 3
Coding region: 130-426 (98 amino acids)
Source: RefSeq, a predicted model, not a curated record